AUGCCCAAGUUUUUCGCUGUUCCGUUGUUACAUCUCGACAAGUGUUUGCAGGAAGAUUGGUUUCCUCUGUUUGAUGGACCUCUUUGGAUUACAUUUGCUGAAUGCAUGGUCACAGUAGCUGUCUGUCUCAUUCAACUCAGGUCCAGUUCCUUUUCUAUUGUACGAAGUUUGAAACAGGGUUUCUUUGUUUCAGCUAGAGAGCACUCUCUGAAUAUCAAAUUGUCUCUCGCGUUCGCCCUCAUGAUAAUCUGCAACAAUUUAUGCCUGUAUUACAUGGAUAUGUCAAUGUAUUUCGUUGCGCGUUCUCUAGCUGUCCCCAUCAAUCUGAUUUUUACGUACCGUAGUCGGUCAGUGAACAAUUGCAUUGGUGUACUUUUGGGCGCUCUUUUGGUGUUUGUUGGGUAUAUCAUUACAUUAAUUGAGGAGAACUUGACUAAUCUAUUGAUUGCUGAAGGUGUCGUUUUCGGCGUUCUCUCUUCUCUGUUCGUCGUCAUCUACUACCAGGAGGCGUGUCGUCUUUCGUCUGGCAAUAACUAUGACAUUCAUCUGAAGCAGGUUUACUUAAACAAUGUCGUUUGCAGCCUCGUUACACUCAUAGCUAUUACUUUUACUGAGGCUUCGGAGCUUAUGUUUCUCCCAUAUUCUCCCUACUGUGUCACCUCGUCCUUCGUGGGUACAGUUGUGCUCCGUGAAGCCACGACUCACUCAACAGGCCGGCUAGAGUUGAUUGGUCUGGUGCGAUCUCUCCUCCAGACUAUUCUGGCUGUGGUCAUUUUCCGCGUCUACACAACCGGAUUCUGGUGGGUGGGUGUGCUGCUGACUGCGGCGGGGAGUGCUAUCUACUGGAGGGCCUACAUGAUUCACGUCACCGAUCCUCUCAGCACAAACAAUAUUGCCAAAGACAGUCUCCCGUUAACUAAUAAUUUGAUGAAUUAA
This is a messenger RNA of Hydatigera taeniaeformis, 936 nucleotides long. NCBI's taxonomy places the organism in Eukaryota, Metazoa, Platyhelminthes, Cestoda, Cyclophyllidea, Taeniidae. The record is from the annotation of a GenBank genome assembly.